Molecule: messenger RNA, 1722 nt
Organism: Toxotes jaculatrix (banded archerfish)
Lineage: Eukaryota; Metazoa; Chordata; Actinopteri; Toxotidae
Gene: lrit2
Product: leucine-rich repeat, immunoglobulin-like and transmembrane domains 2
Exons: 3
Coding region: 1-1722 (573 amino acids)
Molecular function (GO): protein binding
Source: RefSeq, a predicted model, not a curated record
AUGGACAUAAUUUGUUACCUGCUAGUUAUAGUUUUGUUUGACAUUCAAGCAUACGAAACUUAUUCUCCAUGUUUACGCGGGUGCAGCUGUGUUGAAGACCGCCAUGGAAGGUCGCUCAUAUGUAUGGAGGAGAGCGCGUUUGGAGCCAUACCAGAGAACCUUCCAGAUGAUAUGACCAAAAUACGAAUAGAGAAAUCUCACUUUACUGAAAUACCCAGAGGGGCAUUCUCAAAGACGCCCGCCUUGGAGAACUUGUGGUUGAACUUUAAUGAUAUCACAGUCAUAAACUCAAAAGGUCUUGAGGGUUUGGGGAACUUAACCGAGCUCCGUCUGCAAGGGAACAAGCUGCGUUCAGUACCAUGGACAGCGUUCGAGGACACGCCGGCCCUAAAGAUCCUGGACCUGAAGCACAACCAGCUGGACGUCCUGCCGGAGCAUGCGUUAAAAUUUUUGCCAGGUCUGACUUACUUAGACUUAUCCUUCAAUCGGCUUACGGUCAUAUCGAAGGAAGUUUUCCAAAACUGGCCUCUUUACCAAAAGCUACAGAGCAUGGGAGAGCGGGAGACGACCACUUUCGGCCCGAACGUCGUCCUGGCGCUCCACGACAACGCGUGGCUCUGCGACUGCCGCCUGAAGGGCUUCGUGGAGUUCAUCAGGUCCCUAAGCCCCCCGAUUAUACUGAUGAACUCUUACUUGACCUGCUCAGAGCCGGACUUUAGGGCGGGCAAGUUUUUCCAUGAGAUAGAGCUGCAGGCGUGUAUGAAACCUUUGGUCAGCACCCCGUCCUCCAACAUCAGCCUGCCUCAGGGCACGAACCUCACACUGCGCUGCCUCGCCAAGGCCAGGCCAGACCCCGCGGUGUGGUGGACAUAUGGUCUGAAGAUAAUCAGAGGAUUUCAUGAGUCUCAGGAAAGAGUGGAUGAAGACACCAUUAGAUCCCUCCUGGUGAUCCCCUCUCUCCAUGCGGCUGACCGUGGUGUUUACACUUGCACUGCUGUCAACUUCAUGGGGAACUCCUCUGUCAGCAUCCUCCUGGAUGUUCACUCUCCUGAUGGCUCCCACUCAUCAGGCCUCCCUGGCAUCCCGGCUGCAUCUGGUGCUGACAAUGAAAACGUCUACAUCGACAUCCGCAUCGCCAAACAGACAGUACGUGGCAUCUCCAUCGAGUGGUAUGCUGCCUUGGACCGCCCCGCCGAAACCUGGUUCACCAUCCACUUUGGCCGCGCAGAUGCUGAUAAAAAAGAAAUGAUCUACAUCGGCCCUGGGAUUCACUCUUACUCCGUCUCUGAUCUGAUGCCUGCUACCAAAUAUGAAAUCUGUGUAACCCUUAAGAAUCAGGCGCCUCGUCCAGGCCAGUGCAUCGUGUUUGUAACAGGAAGUGACAUUACCGAGAUGGAACAGAGGGAGAAACUGAUUCAUAUAGUGGUGAUAGUUUUAGCCAUGGUGCUGGCGGUGCCUAUAGGUAUGUAUGCUUGCACCACUGACACUAGGUUUACCUGUCUGGAGGGGGUCAUGGAGUCCUGGAAGAACCGGCGGAGAGAAAGCAGCUCUUCGGGGAUGGAGCGGGAGAGGCAAGGCACCUUCGACAGCCUGCAGGCCGCCAGCGACGAGGGCCUGGUUAAUAAAGAGUCCAGUGAAGACAGGAAGGUGAGGAGGAGGUCAGAUGACAGACUGCAUAAGGGCAAAGCUGACCACAGCAGACUCACAGCUGAACUAUAUUAA